AGGCUGUGCAUGUGGGGCACGAUGGUGCCUGCCAGGGUGCUGGGGCUGCUGCUGUGCGUGCAUGUCUGCAUGGGCAGCGAGGAGCUGCGGCUGGUGGAUGGCGGUGGGCGCUGUGCCGGUCGCGUGGAGGUGAAGCAUGAAGGCGAAUGGGGCUCCGUCUGCAGCUACGACUUCGACUGGGACAUAAGAGUGGCGGGCAUGGUGUGCCGCCAGCUGGGCUGUGGCACGGUGGCCCAUGCGUCCCCAUACGCCCCAUUUGGGCAGGGCAAGGGACGCAUCUGGCUGCAUCCCUUCUUGUGCCAAGGCACUGAGACCACCCUGCAGAACUGCCCCCACUUUGGCUGGGGGAACCACUACUGUGGCCAUGAGUGGGAUGUUGGGGUGAUCUGCACAGAGGCGCUGGAGCUGCGGCUGGCAGACGGUCGGGGACCCUGCGAUGGGAGAGUGGAAGUGAAGCUGCGGGGACGCUGGGGCACAGUGGCUGACGAUGCUUGGGACAUGGAUGAUGCUGAGGUGGUGUGCCAGCAGUUGGGCUGUGGCUCGGCUGCAAGCACGAAGUUUACCUGGCGAAUUUCACAAGUUAGCAGUCCUGUAAUGUUGGUCCGUGUCAACUGCAAUGGGACCGAGAAAGCCAUCUGGGACUGCAACAUUCAGGGUUGGGGUCCCUACAGUACCCCUCUUGAUUAUAGCACCUCUGUGGUCUGUCAAGGUGAGAGCUGGGCACAUGCAGCCAAGAGGAAAGCC
This is a messenger RNA of Gallus gallus (chicken), 744 nucleotides long. Its product is annotated as deleted in malignant brain tumors 1 protein-like. The record is from RefSeq and is a predicted model, not a curated record. Lineage: Eukaryota; Metazoa; Chordata; Aves; Galliformes; Phasianidae. Gene Ontology annotation, cellular component: membrane. The annotation marks the transcript as partial. The transcript is spliced from 3 exons.